UUUUCAGGACCCAAUAAUUACUUUGCCACAAACAAUUCGCUGAAUCUGUUCGCUGCAAGGAUCGGAUACUGCUACUCCUGCAAGAAGGAAACUCUCUACAUGGGAAAUGGGCUGUACCUGGAUAUCACCAAGGACCAAAUGCAGGCCUUCAACAUCUCCAACGGAGAAUUUGGCAAACCCGACUUCUGUCCAGCCGACCAACCUGAUUACCGUGUCGCCAUAGCAGUGGGGAUCACUCUGCUGGUGCUCAUCGUCAUCGUGCUGAUAGUCUACCUGCUGGGGCGGAGGAGAAGGACAGCAGGCUACCAGUCCCUCUAAGGACCAGUUCAUUUUAUUUCCUAAAGAAGUGAGCUUCUGGAUAAGGGAGCGGAGAGUCUUGGGUAAAGAAACAUCUGUGAGGCGCCUCUUGCCACAUUUAACUCCUCCCAUUUGUUGCAGUUUUUCUAAAAUUUGCCAUUAAUAACGUUUAAACCAUACCUAUAAAUCCUAAUAUGAAUACAGAGGU
This is a messenger RNA of Cyprinodon variegatus (sheepshead minnow), 505 nucleotides long. RefSeq names its product lysosome-associated membrane glycoprotein 1-like. Gene Ontology annotation, cellular component: membrane. The transcript is spliced from 2 exons. The record is from RefSeq and is a predicted model, not a curated record. Lineage: Eukaryota; Metazoa; Chordata; Actinopteri; Cyprinodontiformes; Cyprinodontidae. The annotation marks the transcript as partial.